CUGGACUGGAAGGGGGGAAAGUGUCCGGACAGGAAGGGGGGGGAAAGCGUCCGGACUGGAAGGGGGGGAAAAAGUGUCCGGACAGGAAGGGGGGGAAAGCGUCCGGACUGGAAGGGGGUGAAAGCGUCCAGACUGGAAGGGGGGGAAAGAGUCCGGACUGGAAGGGGGGGAAAGCGUCCGAAAUGGAAGGGGGUGAAAGCGUCCGGACUGGAAGGGGGUGAAAGCGUCUGGACUGGAAGGGGGUGAAAGUGUCCGGACUGGAAGGGGGGUGAAAGUGUGCGGACUGGAAGGGGGUGAAAGUGUCCGGACUGGAAGGGGGGGAAGUGUCCGGACUGGAAGGGGGGGAAAGUGUCCGGACUGGAAGGGGGGUGAAAG
Messenger RNA from Staurois parvus, 375 nucleotides. NCBI's taxonomy places the organism in Eukaryota, Metazoa, Chordata, Amphibia, Anura, Ranidae. The record is from the annotation of a GenBank genome assembly.